Molecule: messenger RNA, 3180 nt
Organism: Lutra lutra (Eurasian river otter)
Lineage: Eukaryota; Metazoa; Chordata; Mammalia; Carnivora; Mustelidae
Gene: PLEKHN1
Product: pleckstrin homology domain containing N1
Exons: 17
Coding region: 773-2752 (659 amino acids)
Biological process (GO): 3'-UTR-mediated mRNA destabilization; response to hypoxia; positive regulation of apoptotic process
Cellular component (GO): mitochondrial membrane; cytoskeleton
Molecular function (GO): cardiolipin binding; phosphatidylserine binding; phosphatidic acid binding
Source: RefSeq, a predicted model, not a curated record
AUCAGGGAUGUGGUAUCGUGCAUGGGCACCCAACUAGGAGUGUGGUUCCCGGUCAGCCUGGCCCUGAGAGACCCUCAUGGUCCCAUCUCAUCCCAGGCUCUGGGGAGAGGCAUGCACGGUACUAACCCUACCUCACCGCACCGUGAUGGCCCUGGGUGCACCCAGGAGGUUUGUGGCCCCCUUCUUGGAACUUGGGCCUGGGGUGAGGUUUGGGCUGGAGUGGGAGAGGUUGGGGGAGGGUCAUGGCUUCCCCUUGCCCAAAGUCACAAACUCCUAUUUCAGCAGCUGAGAACAAUCACACACCCCCUUACAGUCAGUGGUGACUCAGAAUGCGGCCUUUAAGUGGAAACGGGAUGUGUGCUCUCCAUGGGGAGGGGUGGUACUGGGGAGAGGGAGCCCUGGGCUCACAGAGCCCCAACCCCGGGCAACCCUAGCCUGAGUGUGGGCAGACCGAGUACUCACAAACCAGGCUUCCGAAGCUCCUCGCAUACAGACUGGAGGCUGAGAUGGGUGCUCCCGGCUGGAACAGGGGAGAAGACUCCUCCCCACCAACCCCCCAACUCCAGCCUGGCCUGCCCGUGUGGAGGACCCAGGUCAGAGAACUGAAAGCCUUGGGCCUAGGUCAGGGUCCCUCCCAGAGAGGCUCCACCCUCAUCCGGCCCUUAGGCAAGGGGCAAGACUUCCCAGAGCUCCGCCUGGGAGGCGGGACAGGAGGCUCUGUACGAGGGACCCGGUCGACCUGCUCCACUCCGUUCCGCCACCACCGCCGCCCAUGGGGAACAACCACUGCGUCCCUCAGGCCCCUAGGAGGCUCCGGGCCUCAUUCUCCAGAAAGCCCUCGCUGAAGGGAAAUAGAGAGGAUGGCGCAAGGAAGCUGGCCGGCCUGUUUGGCACCGAGGCAGGUCCCGACCCGGACGCCACCGCUGACAAGAUCUUCUACUACAUCCCUGGGCCGAACCAGAAGAUAAGACAGGUGAAAGACAUGGUAAGCCCAGAUGCGGCUGGUGUUGAGAAGAGUAGAGGAAGAAAGGUGUGCAGAGGGGACGGGGAAGGCUACAGUGACCUCCGGGGCCUGGAGAUCCAGCCAGAAAACCUAGAGCAGCCGUUCCUGAGUGUGUUCAAGAAGGGGCGGCGGAGGGUGCCCGUGAGGGAUCUGGGCAAGGUUGUGUACUACGCCAAGGUCCAGCUACGAUUCCAACACAGCCAGGACAUCAGCGACUGCUAUCUGGAGCUGUUCCCCUCCUACCUCUACUUCCAGGCCCAUGGUUCCAAAGGACUCACCUUCCAGGGGCUGUUACCGCUGAUGGAACUGAGCGUCUGCCCGCUUGAGGGGUCCAGAGAGCACGCCUUCCAGAUCACAGGCCCGCUGCCUGCUCCUCUUCAUGUGCUGUGCCCCAGCCAGGCUGAGCUGGGUCACUGGCUGUACCACCUGGAAAAGCAGAUAGCCCUCGUGCGAGGGCCACAGCUCUGCCACUCAGCGCCCCUGCAGGGCCCCUCCGAGGAUGAGCUGCCCUGGACUCUGCAGCGCAGGCUGAUCCGGCUCCGGGCAGCAUCUGGACAUCGGACGGUGGGCAGUGCCGUCUGCGCCUCGAGGGUCAAGCUGCAGCAUCUGCCCUCACAGGAGCAAUGGGACCGGCUCCUGGUCCUGUACCCGACAUCCCUGGCUAUCUUCUCCGAAGAAGCAGAUGGGCUUUGCUUUAAGGGGGAGCUGCCCCUCAGUACCAUCCACAUCAACCUGGAGGAGAAGGAGAAGCGGAUCCGUUCUUUCCUGAUUGAAGGCCCGCUCAUCAACACCAUUCGUGUGCUGUGUGCCAGCUAUGAGGACUACAGCCACUGGCUGCUCUGUCUGCAGACCGUCUCGCCCCGGGCUGGAGGCCCCCCGCCGGCUGGCCUCCCAGGGCUGUGGGGGUCCACACAGGUCAUGGGUGGCGGCCGAGGCUCCCUCUCCUCAGACGGACGAACCAGCUGGGACUCAGGGUGCCCUGCGCCCCCCUCCACCCACACCAGCCACUCUCUCCCUGAGUCGUCAGUGCCGUCCACCACAGGCUGCCCUGCCCAGCCUGUGCCUGACCAGGCCGACCCUGGCCGCACCAGCACCCGCCGGCAGAGGGCCGAGCUGAGACGGAGCAGCAGCAGUCGGUCACCCAGGAGUGAGGCCCGGAGCGAGGAGCCCAGCCUGGCCACCUCGCUGUACUUGGACCUGACCAAGCUGAGCAGGCAGAGCCUAGAGGACAAUCCUGAGGCCCCAGACCACUCUCUGAAGACCCCACACUCCCCACUCUAUGCCGAUCCCUACACACCACCUGCUACCUCCUAUCACAAGAUCACAGAUGUCCAGGGCCUGGAUGAGUUCCUCAGCGCAGCACAGAGCUCACUUGGACCUGAGUCCUCGAGCCCGCUCCCCUCGGUCCCUGUGUCUGUGCCUGUCUCGGGCCCCAGCUCUGGACUCUCCGGUCCCCACUUGCUCUCCAAGAAGGGAGCCCUGCAGCCCAGAGCCUCUCAGCGGCACCGAGGCUCCAUCAAGGGCCAGGGGCCACUCCCUCCAGAGUCCCCUCAGCAUGUGAGCAGCAGCACUCACCCCUGCCAGGUCUCCCCUGUGCAGGAAGUCUCGCCCGACCCCCUGCCACCUCCCUCAGGUGGUCAUCCCCCCAAGAGCUAUGACAACAUCCGGGACAACACUUCCUCUCCCUCCCACAAGCGGUGGCCCCGAGGAGGAGCUGAGGCUGCGGGGGGGCUCAUCCAGUGGAUCUGAUGGCUUCUGGGUGGCUGGUUCUCAGGACCACCUGCCAGCGUGGGCUCUGCCUUGGGGACUACGGCACAGCCUGGGGCAUUCUUUGUAGGGCCACAGGCUGACUGGCAUCCGACCCCUGAACCCCACCCAGUGCUGAGUCCGUGUCUGAUCCCAGCAGGCUGAAGAGAGCUCCCAAACUUCCCUGGGCUCUGGAGGGGCCAGGAGGGGGGCCUCGUCCUGAAGACAGCCUGGCGACGUGGCUGGACCACAGAUCAGAGCAGGCCUCGCAGGGGACCCAGCAGCAGCCCUUCCUCCCGGGAAGCAAUGAGGAAGGCCACUGGGCGCAGGCUUUACCUGCCAGUGGGAGGAGCAGCAGGUGGGAAGGUCAGAGGGCUGAGAACGUCAGGUUAGUGAGGGUCAGCGCACGUGAGGUCAGAGGGCGUGACGGU